UGUGUUUGGGCCGUGUGUGACUGCUGCUGUGUGUGCGGCAUGUUGUACCUGUAUAUCUCUGCAUGAGCACGUAUAAGAGUCUGUGAGAGAGAUUACCUGUUCGUAUGUAUUUUCAUAUACUGUAGCAGCAUGUACUGUAUGGGGCUGCUUCACAGUGAGAGUGAGCAUAUGAGUGAUUUAAAAUAGUGUGACUGUACUGGAUGAUGCAGUGCAUAAGCAGUAUGCAUGCAGGACAGUCAUUACCAUUUAACUUGGUCUAAGGCCAUGUCCAAACUGGAAAAAAUUUCAAGUUUUUUCUGUCCACAGAGCUUUUUCUGAUUGUUUUCUGAAAGUUCACUGAAAUACCACCACAACAAGAAAAGGCUCAGAUCUCUUCUGUUGGGCAUUUGCAGCCAUACAGCUUUGCACAGUUUCCUCCAGAGGCAUUUUGAAAUGCUGUUUAUUGUUUAGGAGCAGGCAUGAAGAACAGAGCAUGUCAAAAUUCUUCAAAAUGGAUCACAUGACAAGAGAACCUGAGAAUGCAUAACAAUCAUAUGUUACAGUAAGGCUCUGACUCUGUUUUCCCAAUAGAUCCAAAUACAAAAAGGGGCAAUUUCAAAUGUACCCAGAGCAUGGCGUUUUCCAGGAUUAGUGUGAAGUGGAAGGCCAAAAACAGAAGAAAUUGAUCCGCUUUAGUGUGGACAUGGGUUAAGUUUGCUGUGACAUGCUUAGCCAAUCUGAGGCUGUGUACCAUCCUGUAGACGGUGAAAAUCAGAGAAAAGAGAGAGGCUACCCGCUCACUGGUUUCUAAAGAAUAAGCUGUUUGUACAGAGGGGACUGUUAAAAAUGGUUGAUGGGCUUUCAAAUACCAAGAGGUACAGAAUGUGCAUGUGCCACUCCAACUAUUCUGAGAAGUCACACCGCAGCAACCUCCUCUGUCCUCACACAGAGAUGAGAUGAAAAAUCAACAUACCGUGAAAAAUGGCUUGUCAAGCUUCAGUCAGCAGGUUUCACACCAUCCAUUCAGUCACAGAAUUCCUUAUAGGAUACUGUACACACAAGCAAAGGUAAAAGGGAAAUUCUGCAAUUGAAUGAAACUGUCCUCCACUCUCCUUAUCUCUCAUUUAAUUUUUUUCUCCUGCUGAGCUCCUUUCUCUGCUAAUUUCUGUUUCCUAAUGCUCCUACACACUUUCGUGCCAUGUGUGUACUUUUGUAAGCUCAAAGCUGAGAUGCUUGUUUCUGAGCCAGCCACACACUACUGACACGCUUUGAUAAGGCAAACAAAAAAAAGCGAAAUGUAAUGACAUUUCUGUGCAAAGCUGUAAAAGAAAAGCUCCACUGUUACUUAAGACUUUCAUUCAAACAGACCAGACCCCUGGGUGUUAGUUAGUUAGUUUUUUGUGGGGAAAUUCACUUUUAUGCCGAGAGUUAGAUGACAAGAUUGAUGCCACUCUCAUGUCUGUACAGUGGUUCAUCAGUGAUUUCCAAGUUAACGACCUCUGACCCCCCAGCUAUCACUGAAGUGGGGACCUCUGGACCUGCUGCUGCUCAUACUGAAUCAGCCACAGUGGUGCCAAGCAGCACUGGCCAAACCCAAAGCCUUCCAGAAACCAGCAGCAUCGCAACACUGGACAUACGAAACCCGCUGCCCCUGGACUUUCCUCAUCCUCUAACACCUCCUCUUCCUCCUCCACCUCCUCCUGCUACAGACAGCCCUGACCUCCCACCUCUGUCACCUCCAGUCCCGCCUCCACCCCUGCCAUCAUCCAAACCUUCUUCUACCUCCAGUCCUCCUCUUCCCCCAACACCGCCUCCAGCUGAGAGCCCCCAGCGUCCGACCACCCUCAACCUAAAGACGCUGCCACGGCCCACCGUCAGGGAGAACGGUGGCCCCCCGCCGGGGGUGGAUGAGGAUGAGGAGGAGAAGAAGAUGCUGGAGGAGGAUCUGAAGAAAUGCAUUGAGGACUUCAAAAAGAUCCGCUUGCCCAGAGUAUUUCCGGAUCGCAAGAGGCACUGGCAAAGUGACUUGCUCAAGAAGUACAAUGCAUAGAGCGCUUUGUUGUGGCACCGUGGUGAACAAACUUGACAAGGAUUUUAUAACAAUGGUGAAAACAUGUUGUGAGCAGUGGACUCCAGCUAUAUAUUCACAUUGCUCUGAAUCGUAGCUUUUGCAUGUCAACAGAACUAAAUUGUUUGAUUAGGUGUAGUGCUUAGGAUGAGCAUCUAGCAAUCACACAUACACAAUUAAACCAGUGAGAUUUGUAUUUUCCCAUCAUAGAAAACAACAUCCCUAUAGAGAUUGUUAGUGACACUUUGUUCCACACAGCUAUUUGGAGACAUUAGAACAUAUUUUACUUUUCACUCACUCAAAGGUAAAUAUACAUAAUGUUGUUAAUUAGAAAUUUCUGCCCUGCUCUCUGUACUGUGUCCCAAGCAACUGGAAAAUGUAAGCUAAGUGUGAAAUUUUAGGCAUUUGACCUUGCUGAUGCAAAAUAAAAGAAAGAAGUGAAAUCUCUGGUGCUAAUCAUCCAAACUAUCUCACCUCAUCAAUAUUAAACGUAUGACUUCAAA
Messenger RNA from Siniperca chuatsi (mandarin fish), 2550 nucleotides. RefSeq names its product vegetative cell wall protein gp1-like. NCBI's taxonomy places the organism in Eukaryota, Metazoa, Chordata, Actinopteri, Centrarchiformes, Sinipercidae. The transcript has 2 exons. Bases 1412 to 2029 code for a protein of 205 amino acids. The record is from RefSeq and is a predicted model, not a curated record.